Messenger RNA from Penicillium pulvis, 1068 nucleotides. RefSeq names its product Ldh family oxidoreductase. Bases 1 to 1068 code for a protein of 355 amino acids. NCBI's taxonomy places the organism in Eukaryota, Fungi, Ascomycota, Eurotiomycetes, Eurotiales, Aspergillaceae. The transcript has a single exon. The record is from RefSeq and is a predicted model, not a curated record. Gene Ontology annotation, molecular function: oxidoreductase activity.
AUGUCACAACUACACCUCAUAAACCCAACCGACCUCCAAGACUUCGUCAUCAAAAUUCUCAUCGCAAAUGGCACUUCCAGCACACACGCAGACAUAGUCUCCAAAUGCCUUGUCUCGGCUGAUCUCCGUGGGGUAGACACCCACGGCAGCAAUCGAAUCCCCUCCUACAUGGAGCGAAUCCGACAAAAGGCACUCGACGCCUCUGCACUCCCCACAUUGGAACAAAAAACGCCCGUCGCAGCUCAAGUCAACGGCCACAAUGGCUUCGGUUUUGUCGCUGCUCAUAUGGCCAUGGAGCGCGCGAUUGAGAUGGCACAGACUUUCGGCAUGGGAAUGGUCUCGGUCAAACACUCGAAUCAUUUCGGGAUGUCCGCUUGGCUCGUUAAGCAAGCGCUCGAAGCGGGGAUGAUGUCGCUUGUUUUCACGAAUAGUUCGCCUGCGUUACCAGUCUGGGGAGGCCGGGAGAAAUUGAUGGGAGUUUCACCGAUUGCAUGUGGGGCUCCGAGUGGAGACGGAACGAGGCCGUUCAUUUUGGAUAUGGCGCCUUCCAUUGCGGCUCGAGGAAAGAUUUACAAGGCAUUGAGGAGGGGGGAGAAGAUUCCCGAUGAUUGGGCACUAGAUAAAGAUGGGAAUCGGACGGAUGAUCCGGCGAAGGCGCUUGAGGGCGUGAUGUUGCCUAUGGGGGGACCGAAGGGGUCUGCGUUGUCGAUCAUGAUGGACGUGUUCUCGGGCGUGUUCUCUGGGGCGGCAUUUGCGGGACAUGUUACUAACCCUUAUGAUCCGUCGAAGCCGGCUGAUGUUGGGCAUUUCAUUGUCGCUAUCAAGCCGGAUUUGUUCAUGAGUAUGGAGGACUUUCAGGGGCGUAUGGAUUAUCUGUAUAAAAGAGUUGUAGAGACGGAAAAGAUGGCCGGUGUGGAGAGGAUCUAUUUCCCUGGAGAAUUGGAGAUAAUCACCGAGGAGAAGAGAUUGGUGGAGGGGAUUCCUUUUGCAGAGGCCGAGAUUGCAAGCUUGAAUAAGGAGGCCGAUCUAGUUGGCGUUGAACAUUUGAAAGUGCAGACUAAUGAAUGA